AUGUUGGGUCUUUUUCAUCAUGCAAGAAAUUCUAUUUGGGUGGACUCAAAGUCCCAAUUUAGGAGAGAUCCUUUGGGUGUGUUAGAUGCUCUUCUUUGGCAUUUAAAUUCGGUACUUGCUAUUUCAGAACACGGAGCACGCAAUCGUGUCUACGAUGAGGCAAAGGCUAUUGUCAAGAAAAACAAAGCUACCCCAGAAGAAGUGCAGGUACAAUUGAACCAAUACCACCAGGAUGACCUCUCAGAGGCCAAGAAGUUUAAUGGAAAGAAAG
Molecule: messenger RNA, 271 nt
Organism: Ilex paraguariensis (yerba mate)
Lineage: Eukaryota; Viridiplantae; Streptophyta; Magnoliopsida; Aquifoliales; Aquifoliaceae
Source: the annotation of a GenBank genome assembly